UGUGGCCAUUGGUUGUGCUGGUUAAUCCAGAAUGCUGGGCUUGCUACAAGCAGGAUUUAGCCAUGACCAUGAUACUAACAUCUGUCAGGGUCCCGUUUCAAGCUCCCAAACGGAACAAAAGCGGAAUAUUGUUGUCUUACUUUGAUAAAGAGGAGUGACAAGCAGUUAAUAGAUUCAGAACCUGAGUUGGUGCAGUAGAGCCAUGGGCAAGGCGGGGAGUAAAGUCCUGAGGGAGACCUCAGUGGACGGGGUGCAAGCACAGCCAACCCCCGCUGUGGCUGCUCCUGCUGCUACCGUUAAAUUUGAAGGACUCACAAAAGUCGGCAAGAUGAAGGUGAAAUGGACCCAGCUGGGUUUGGUGUUCUUCCUCGUUCUGUCACUGGUGAUGACGGGAUGCUUCUUCUGGCAAUAUCAGCUGCCAAAGGUGCUGCCAGAUGAAGGGAUGGGUCGCAACGCCAAAUCAGAGAUGACAUGUCCCCGCUUCCCUGAGCCUCUCCCUCUGGAGCAUCCCAUUUCCAGUCUGAAAGAGGCCCUGGAAAAGGUGGAUGUUUUGCUUCGGCAGAGCGUCAACCCCAUCAGCCUUCCCGCUAUGUCAGCCAUUGUGAUUUUGAACGACACUGUUUUAUGGACGGGCAACUUUGGAAAGAGGAAUGCCAGUGACCCUCUCUCAGGACCCCCCAAUGAGUACACAAUCUACAGAAUUGCCAGCCUAUCCAAAAUCUUCCCAACGCUGAUGUUGUACAGACUGUGGGAGGAUGGGAAGAUCGGCUCCCUAGAUGACCCUCUGGAGAAAUAUGUUGAGAACUUCACCAUCAAAAACCCUCUGGGGAAGACGCGAGACUCUGAGUUGAAGUAUGUGACAGAUGGUCUGAUAUUUCUGGACAGCGGGGAGGUUCAGAUCCGCUCCUCCUCAGUCACCCUGCGUAGGAUGGCCAGCCAGCUCUCAGGCCUGCCCAGGAGACUGAGGGCCACAAAUUUACUUUGGAAAGGAAAAACACAAUCUGCAAUCAAUCUACUACAAGAUGAUGUCCUUGUUGCAGACCCAGGCACCAAAUGUCACUACAGCAAUCUCGCCUUCUCCUUACUUGCUCAUGUAAUGGCUGAGCGAGUGGCCGGGGUUGACUACCAGCGGUGGAUCACAGACAACAUCCUGGACCGGCUGGGGAUGGAGGACACCGGCUUCGACAUCACACCGGGGCUGCAGAGUCAAAUGGCUGUAGGGGUAUACUCCAACGGGAAGCCAGCCCCACUCUAUGACCUGGGCUGGUAUCGGCCUUCGGGUCAGAUGUUCUCCACAGCGGCAGACUUGGCCAAGCUUGCUAUGAUGCUGCUGGGUGCUUAUCACCGCAAGCUGCUGGAGCCGGACUCAUUGAAGAUCAUGCUGACACCACUCUUCAGGUGCGAUAAGGACUACUUUGCCAACCGUACCGGGACGCCGUGGGAGGUGAACGAGCUGCUGGGCUACGAGGUGGUGCGGAAAGAUGGUGAUCUGGACGGGUACUCUGCCACGUUCUCUCUGGUACCCAGACUGAAACUUGGUCUGGUGGUGCUCAUGGCAGGCAGCAGGUCUCAGAACCAGGACGUGGUCACCAAGGCUUAUAACUACAUCAUCCCAGCCAUCGAAAAAGCCUUCAGGGAGGCCAAGAAGGUCCUCUUUCCUCCCCCAGUUCCAGACCCUUACAUCGGCUUCUUCACCUACGGAAACAUCACCUUCUACGAGAUCAAAGUUGGGUCAGAUGGAGUUCUGGUCAUGCAGCAGUUUGGGCCUCAGAUUGAAGAGCUGAUCCCAGAAAAGUACAGGACAAUAAAGCUCAACUACCUGGUCGACCGGGUGUUCAGAGUGGUGUUUGAGAAAGAGUACCCUUGUGUUUUGCAAGUCGGCACGGCCUCAGUGUCCCUGGAAGCCCAAGAUGGCCAAUUAUUUAACUUCUACAUGUUUGACAAGCGGGGUUUGUCCCCUGGUUUUGAUGCUCCAGGACUGAAUACAUAUAAUGUCGUCAGAAUAGCCCGCCGGCCAACCUUCUCAAGCUGAACUGCUGCACUGCUGUGGCCUAAAGACAAAUGGUAUGUCCUUGUGUUGGGAUGUGUGGGGGACUGUAAAUAAGAAAGAGGCUGUGAAAUUUGAAAGACCAAAUGAAGAAGUUGGGAGUCAUUUUGGUGGUCACAGAUAGGAUUGUGCUUUGGAUUUACAGAGAGCACAGAGUGGGACGCUGUUACAUUCACCCAGCUGUAUGAUGUCUUGCAAAGAAAAUGAAUUAAUUUCUCUUCUGAAAGAUGUAUGUGACUGUCCUCCUUGCACUAGUCCUUAAUUAUGCCUCCUGACUUAACAUUCACAUUAUGGUGCUUGUUUUUUUCCUGCCUUCAUCUAAAUCGCUCUCGUAUUGUCUUGGUCUGUUCUGUCCUUGAGUCUCCAUGAGUGUGAACAGCAGGACACUGGCUCACAACAAACACUUGUUGUAGUCAUGUACAUGAAUAUUUACAUACAUUUCAUUUUAAAUUCUUGGACCAUGAUUGCAGUUCCAUGAAAUCAUGGUCUCAUACAUAUUUAUCUUCCACCAGAAGAGUAAGAAAAAGAUUUAAUUUCUUUGUGGUAAUAUUCUUAUGGCAGGUAAAGUCAGAACAUUUUCAUGGAAAAAUGUGAUUAUGCAUGAGUUUUAAUAUAAUAAGGAUGCAGCCCUGGGUAUGGAACUGCUGAUUUAAUAUCAACAAUCAUGCACUUACAUGUGACUAAAAUGCAAAAUAUUUUGGCUCCCAAUAAGCGGCGAUUAAGGAUAGAGAGGCUUUUGUUUGCUUGUGUGACACUUUCCUAUGUAAUCCCUGAAAAUGGAUGCCAAUUCGUACCAAACUCAAACAACAAUAUGAGUAAUACACUGCCCUGACUGCUGCAGGAUAAUGAGAGACUCAAGUGUACAGAAAUAUCCCUUAUGUGGGCAAAGGCUGACGUUUUACCUUUUUAUAACAGAUUGAUUAUCUGGGGAUGGGAUGGGAACGGAGUACAGAUUGAAAAUGUUGCUUAGUCUUGAAGCAUCAGGUGCAAUGAGUGAAAUCAAGGAGGAUGAAAAUGCAGUGCUGCUUCGAAAAUAAAUCAGCUGUAUCCACUUUUAUCCGCCUAUGGGUGAAAUACUGACACUGGCAUUCAACAGUGCAAUCAAAUAUUAUCACAGCCCACAGAAUAAAGCUUGUUCUUAUUUACUGUGGGAAGGAAAAAAAUCUCUUGGGUCUCUAUUGUAAGCCAUACUGGAACAAAACUGUACCAAUAUGCAAAUUAAACCGUGUGCUGAUUCUAUUGUUGUUUAGGCUUGUUAUUUUAGAUAUGUAACAUGAGGCUUAUGCAGCCUUCAGAAAAGCAGCAAUCACAUAAUGCAAUCAUGAUGACAAAUAAAUAAGUAACACAACAGCAUAAUUAACAAUAUACAAUGUAGGCAAAAUUUUUUUUAAAAUGGCUAUGUGUGGAUAGUUUAGACAUUUAUUUGUUUAGCUUUUAAAUUAGGCAUUGCACAAUAGCCAUAAUCACUUUUUAUAUCUGCAAUCACAGUGAACGAGAGCUUACCAAUCAAUCACAUCAUGUACAUGAUGGCUGGCCAUUCAACAAGAGACAAAACAAGAUUUGGAAAAGCUCACGGCAAAGUAUUACAUUCUUUGUUUACAAGUUCCACGGAAACACUGAGAAUGAUUUGACCUGUUUUUGCUCCCCAGCAACAACAAUUUUCCAAAAAAAGACAUUACAGACAUUACAACAUUAAUAUCGUUCAGAUUAUUAUUCAGAUUAAUUUGAUUGUCCCACUUCCCCGCUAGGUUCACUCUGUAAGGCAUACAGCAGUUAUGGUAUAAGACAGCGGGUGGAAUUUGCAGGCACUGUUGAACAAUAUUAUCCAUAGUAACAAAGAAACCAACUCAGAUCAAAUUAUAUGUACAAGCUCUUUAAUGACAUGUAACAAGUUUAAAGGUUCAAAGGUCAACAUUUUGAGAAAUUCACUUGCUCACUUUCUUGGUUAGACUUAGAUGAGAACCACUCUUACAUCUGUAUAGUAAAUAUGAACUAGCAGACUGCUAUCUUAGCUUAGCAUAAAGACUGAAAACGGGGGAAUAGCUAGCCAGGCUCUGUGCAACAGUGAAAAACAAUGCACCUACAACCCAUUUAAAGCUCAAUUGUAUCACUACUAAUUUCUUUUUUUUUUUUCUUUUUUUACAAAUUAAAUACAUGACAUAUGCAGUUUUUAUUUAGCGAGCAUUACACAUGCAGGUAGGUGGAUUUUUUGUA
Messenger RNA from Seriola aureovittata, 4261 nucleotides. It is a transcript of the gene lactbl1b, whose product is annotated as lactamase, beta-like 1b. NCBI's taxonomy places the organism in Eukaryota, Metazoa, Chordata, Actinopteri, Carangiformes, Carangidae. The transcript is spliced from 8 exons. The record is from RefSeq and is a predicted model, not a curated record. Bases 203 to 2032 code for a protein of 609 amino acids.